Molecule: messenger RNA, 558 nt
Organism: Lolium perenne
Lineage: Eukaryota; Viridiplantae; Streptophyta; Magnoliopsida; Poales; Poaceae
Source: RefSeq, a predicted model, not a curated record
AUGAAGAUCACAAAUUGGCCAGUUCAUCAUAGCGGCCAUGUCGCAGUGUUCCUACACUGUUUGGAAGCGACACGGAAUGCUGGCCCUGUGGAGAUUGUGCCUCACGACUUGGCCGCUUUCAACAACUACCUCGAGUGGUUCCAUGAAAAGACGUGUAUCGAGUUAGUGAAGCACGCGUAUGCUGAGGACAUCUUGGACGACCCCAUCGAGUUCGAUGAGGUUGCGCAAAGCCAGCACGACACCUUUGCUCGCAGAGGGAGAUCGACUUCUAUUGCUUCCGAGCUGAACUUCGUGCGGACGGAGAUCCAAAAAACAGCUCACGAGUGCGAGAUUAUGUGGGAGCAGAGCGGGAGAGAUGAAAAGCCUGUCGGACCGUUGCGGCAUUUCAUUAAGAACACUGCACGAAAGAUGCGACGGUUAGCCAACUUGUUAGGUUGCCGCGAAUGCGAAAUUCCUACAUCCUCCUAUUCUGAAGAGCGGGAGAUUCCUGACGAUGAGGAAAUUUCUGAGUCAAAGCAUACCUCCAAAGCAUACCUCCAAGCAAGCCCCACGCUUUGA